GCUUCACUUGCCUGCUUCAGCUCCAGCCACCACUUCUCAUCUGACAUGAAGGUCUCUGUGGCUGCCGUUGCCAUUCUCAUUGCUGCCUUCUGCUACCAGACCUCUGCUGCACCAAUUGGCUCCGACCCACCAACCUCCUGCUGCUUCACCUACACGUCCCGGCAGCUGCCCCGCAGCUUCGUGGUAGAGUACUAUGAGACCAGCAGCCAGUGCCCCCAGCCAGCAGUCGUGUUUAUCACAAAGAAGGGCCGCCAAGUCUGUGCUGACCCCGAUCAGGACUGGGUCAAGCAGUACAGGAAUGACCUGGAGCUGCAGUGAGAUCCUGCCACCCAUGUCUCCCAUUGCUGGGAUGAGAGAGCCCCGGCCAUCUGCGGGCUCCAUCAGAAACACUUGCAUGGCAUUUAAAGACAGCUGAGAAACUGAAAAUGGUCCAGAAUGUAACUUUGGUGGUUUGCUAUUUAUUUUUUUUAUAGGGGAGAGAUAAGGUGCAAUAAUUCAAUUGCAGACAAACAAGAAUAUUAUUUAAAAGAUAUAUUUUUUUAAAAUGCAGACUCAUGCACAGGUUAUAUUUUCUGUAUUUAAUGAAUUGAAUUUUUGAUGUAAUAUUUAAUUAAAAUUUCAAUAAAGAAAUAUUUUUCUAAAAAA
Messenger RNA from Neopsephotus bourkii (Bourke's parrot), 645 nucleotides. Its product is annotated as C-C motif chemokine 4 homolog. The transcript has 4 exons. Gene Ontology annotation, biological process: lymphocyte chemotaxis; G protein-coupled receptor signaling pathway; cellular response to interleukin-1. The record is from RefSeq and is a predicted model, not a curated record. The coding region runs from base 46 to 318 and encodes 90 amino acids. Gene Ontology annotation, molecular function: chemokine activity; CCR chemokine receptor binding. Gene Ontology annotation, cellular component: extracellular region. Lineage: Eukaryota; Metazoa; Chordata; Aves; Psittaciformes; Psittacidae.